Messenger RNA from Owenia fusiformis, 7911 nucleotides. NCBI's taxonomy places the organism in Eukaryota, Metazoa, Annelida, Polychaeta, Sabellida, Oweniidae. The record is from the annotation of a GenBank genome assembly.
UCUGUUUGUCGCUGUUGCCUAAACAUUUUGAAAUGAAUGAAGAUACUUCCCUAUUAUCACAAUUUACACGUUAAUAUGUUCAAAAUGUAAAGUAAGACGAUAUACUAAAAAUAUCAGAUGUCCGUCCAACAAUACCUCAAUGGGAAGAAAAGGCCUCCAGAGGUUUAGGAGCUAUACUGUACUAAAACAGUCAAUAUGAAUUUUGCUAAACUGUUACCAGUGUUGAGUGAAGGGGAUGAGAGCAUUGACUUGGCCACUGUGUUAGCUAACAGAGAGGACUGCCUGAGUGAGAUAGAGCUAUGGGCCCUGUGUAAUGAAUGUUGCAAAGCACUCAAAAAUAUUUCAAGUGCCUCAGAGAUGUUUCAGUCAUUGUGUGUGACCCCUGAAAGUCUAGCUUUUGACUCAGAUGGCGCUAUAUGUUUUCUAGACAUAACAACAGAUCCUGAUCCCAUGUAUGUCCCUCCUGAGUAUGAAAAAGUUGGCAACUCUCACAAGGCUCAUCUCUUCUCAUUGGGAAUGACCUUAUUCUUCACUACCAGUGCCUUAACUGCUGCCGAGAAACCAAGAAACAAAGGCCUCAGUCCAAACUUCCAAAACCUCCUGGGACAUAUGACGACUGAAGAUUUUGAAAAACGUGCAGAGAUUGAUUACGUCAUAAAGAAAUGUGAUGAAAUUCUAAAAGAUUUGAAGUCGCAAGAAAUCUGUCAGAAGUUUUCAGGGGAUGCAAGACUAAAUACUGCCAGAGAAGAUCUUAACCAUACACCCGCAAUGAGUGACAUCAGCUAUGCCAGUACCCUCAAUGACAUAUCGGAAAAUCUUGAUUCGGAACCAACUUCACCAAACAUUUUCCUAGAAAGUGAUGAUCUUGAAAAUUUCUAUGCAAAAAAAGAUUUUAAUUCGAGCCGAAGUAGCUCAAUUGGGGAUGUCUUUGAAGCGAAUAACUCACAAGGGCUAGUUAAAGAUUCUCUACUUAGUGAUGUUUACAAUGCUAAUCUCAGCCCUGAUUCUGUUGGUGGACACAGUGAAAGUCGAGAUAUCCUUGCGUCAGACUCUUCUGUGAACGAGUUAAUCAAAAAAUACAUGAGGAAUAAAGAUGGAGGGGUAAAAAACACAGGAAAAAGUAACACUUCAAAGCCCUAUAGCAAUUCACUAAUUGCACAAAAAUCAGAAGAACUGAAAUCAAAUUUGACUCCAUCAAAAGUGGAGAGCUCUGAGAAAACUAAACCUCCUUUGAAAAUAAUCCCAAAAAGGAGUAUUCCCGUGUUUAAGUCACCGAACACACAGUCUCAAAAGUCAACUUCCAUAGAACAUAUUGAACGUAAAGGUCAAGGAUCUGGAGGUCAAAGGUCAUCAGCCAUUGCAAAGAUGAUGGAUCGAAAGAUGCAGAGCAAACAAGGGUCACAAGGUUCAGCUAAAGGGCAAGAUAAAAAGGAAAAUGAAACAACGGGUUAUUCAAUAGCUGACAUAUUGGACAGACUAGAGUGUGCACUAGCAGAGAAGUAUCUCUGGGCCAUAUGCAAAGAGUGUGUCUUCACCCUCAUUAGAGAGAGCAAAGAUGCUGAGAUUGCACCUACAACUACUGUGAUAGAGGAGAGUGGACAUAUAGUGUUUAGAUCAACUGGUAUGAGGGAUGUACACCAUCAGUACAUUGCUCCUGAGAUACAGCUGGGGGGUCGACCAACUGAAAAAUGUCACAUAUUCAGUAUAGCUGCAAUGCUGUGGGCAGCGGCAGAUCACAAUCUCUCAACAAAUCAGGAGCCAGAAUUGAGUGGAUUCAUGCAGAACCUGUUGGUGACAAUGACACAAGAUGAUCCAGCUAGUCGACCAUCUUUAUCUGAACUGCUUCAGGUGUGCAAUGACCAUGACAGAGAAGAAUCAUCAAGUACAACAUGUCAACAACUGCUGAAAGAUGUGCUCAAACGAGAGGCCCACUCCAUAAGUCAGGAGCUUAAGCGACAGCUGACAGAACGUGCCAGAAUGUCACCAUUCUUUGAUCAACUUCUAGAUGAAAUACAAAAUCCUCCACGUAAACUUCGAAAGACCUCAAAGCCAAAAGAACAAGAGAUCAGGAAGGUUUUCCAAGAAAACCCAGAAUUAAUGCAAAAUUUACACCGAGUCACACAAACAAUCCAUCCAAGUCGAAAUGCCACAUCAGACUCAGUAUUCUUACCAACUCAUUCACCAGGGUUAAAACUCUCAGGAAGUCCAUCUAGAUUCCGCCCAAUCGAAUCACCUAAAUCCUCGGGGAAAUCUCCAUUUAGUCCGCCUAAUGAGACUCAAGGGAAGGUUUUGUCAUCCAAGGAUAUACAUUCGUCCAAGUUACCAUCAGCAUUUAAUUCACCUGCCACUCAUUUUCAACCAAUUGUCAUCUCAGAUAGUUCCUCAUCUCUUCAGAAACAAGAGCCAGCAAUAGUCACCGUGCCAGCAAAACGUCCUGGCACUUACACCUCAGAUGACACUAAAAAAGACAAGGAUAAAAUGGUGGCGAAAAAAUUGCGAGAAAUGAAGAAAAAUUUAAUGAAAAACAGCACGAUGAAUAAUUUUGCCAAUGACAUAGAGAAGGACAUUGAGGAAGAAGAAGGUUUAAAUCCACCCUCUGAUCCAAAAAUUAACCAGAUAUCUAGUGACACAACAGCCAUCAUUAAACCUAAAACUUCUACAAUAGACACAAGAAUAUCUACAAAAGCUUUACAAUUGACUGCCUCAAAACCAAGGGAUGAAGUCACCAAUCAUGGUGUUAAAAAUACUCAUAUUAAGACUAUUAUCCAGUCAAAACAACAAGACAGUGCUGUGCUCAAGUCAGCGAAACAAGAUACAUGUACAAGUAGCUCCAGUCAAGCUCAACAAAAUCCAGGACAAUUUAUAUCAACUGAAGGUCAGAAUUUGUCAGGUCAAGAUGUACCAUUAGGAGCAUUAGGACAGUCUGUAACCCCCAAUUCCCAACCUUUAAGUUUACCAUUACAGUUAAAUCAAGGAAUGUUAACUAAUGGUCCAAUUCAAGUUCAGCUUCAAGCAGAUCCAAAAACAGGAAUUUUACAACUCAUACCUAUCAAUGUUGCAAAUACUCAACCUUAUGUACAAUCUGCAGAACCUGGUGUGCAGGAAGAUCCUGCCAAGCAACCUCAAGAUCCCUCAAAACAACCACAACAACCUUCCAAACAACCAACUGGAACAUCUGUUGAAAAUACCUCUAAGAUUCAGAGCAAGUCAGAAGUUGAAUCACAAAGUCGAAGUCGUGCGUCGGAAUCAACCUCCGACAGAAAGCGUAGAACUCGUUCUGCUAGUCGAGAAACUAAAACAAACAGGGAAUCAAGAACAGAAAAAACUGAUAAAAAAUCGUCAUUGAGGAGUCGUUCCGUUCCUCGCGAUAAACUUAAUGGUGCUAAUGUUGGGAUUAUACCUGUAGAGAUUGACAUACAGUCAUCCCCUAGGAAAAGUGCAAAAUCCCAAGCUUCUGACCCCCCAUCUCCUGACAAACCACAACCUCCCCCAAGGCAUUCUAGGAAAUCAUCGUCCACUAGCCGAUCUGAGUCUAGGGAUCGGAAAUCUCGGAGGUCAGAAGCUGAAAUUGAAAAAACAAGGACACGGAAAUCAUCAAGUGAGUCAUCACCUGAGAAAGUGAAAAGAACAACAUCUGCUUCAAAAGGAGAAGACUUAAAAUCAAAAACUGAUAAAAAGAAAAGGACAUUGUCAUCCAGUGAUCUUAUAAAUAUUUCAUCAGAAUUAGAAGAAACUGAAAAACCCCACAGAAAUAAACAUGUGGUGCACUCAAAUAGCCUGGACCAAUCGGAUAAAAGGCGACAUAAUUUAAACAAAAAUAAAAUUGUUCAAAAAGAAAUAUCCCAAGAGUCCAAAUCUAGUUCUGAUACUCAGAUAUCCCCACGAGGUGGUCCAUCCCCCGAUAGUGGAGUGAGUGGACUUAAUCUUGUCAACAAUUUACCAAGUUCAAGCAGUUUGUCUCUGGUGGAACGUUUACUAAAUAAUCAGGAUACUGAACAUCAGAUGAAAUUGAGAAAAAUCACACAGCUCAUUAGGGCAGAGUUUGCUUAUGACGGUUGGUUGGAGAAUGGUGUGGAAGAUCUAGCAAUGGCUGAAUUAGUUUCAUCUCUGGCCAAUCUGAAGUGGGAAACUUUCUGUAACGCCAUAUCUGAGAAAUAUUGUGACUUCUAUUGGGAAGAGGAACUUCUGACUAAUCUUUACAUAGCUGUAAAUGGAUCGGAACCUGUAAAAACAAAGAAAGUGGUAUUACUAGAGUCCCAGACAGCCAAGGUUCUGAGUGUAGAUAUACCAGACAGUGGUCUUGUAUUAAACAACAAUGGCACUAAUAGCAGCCCAGAGGCAGACAUGCUACCUGAUAACUCUAAAUACAACCCAAUGGAGUCUCUUGUACGUAAGGAAAGCACACGAUCAGAAAGAGAACGAACUUUGUUGGCAUUUCGACCAAUCAAAUCUGAUGAUGAGCGAGUCAUGCGGCGUAGUAGCCCUAAAACAAACACUCCUGUGUAUCGACCAAAAGGACAGCGUAGAACUAGGAACUACAUAGAUACGUCAGAUUCAACAGAUACUGAAUCAAUAGAGUUCAAACGAAAACCUCGCCGUAGAGGCACACAUCAUACUGCCAGUGGCCUUGAUAGAAACAAAAGCUCAUCCAUGUCGAGCUUGUUACGAGAUACUAACAUGACAGUGCCUGAGAAUAGCAUCCUACGGGAUACACCUAGUAGAAUGAAUAGCAACUCCAUGCAUGAUAUUUUAAAUGAUUCUGAUUUAUUUGUGCCUGGGAAUGUCAUCACCUCUCCAGAGGUGGAUCUAAAUAUGCCUGCAGGUGGGGAUUUGAAUACCCCAGGAAGUGGGAGUAUAGACUUAAACACGCCAGGGGGUAAUGUACAUAAGAUUGACCCCACAACUGUAACUUUACCUCACCCGAGUCAUGGUCUGCAUAAAUCUACAAAAUAUUCCUCAGACACUGAAAAUGACAGUUUUAUAAGAUCAAAAAGUAUUGACAGUUUAAACACAGCGAUAACUCCACGGGUCAAUAUUCACACAUUAGUAGGGGAGUCAUAUAGAAAAACAUCCACCCCAGAUUAUCAAAGUUCAGGAGGAGGCCGCAGAAAGCCCCCAAAUGUGGAUUCUUUUAAAUAUGACUCUGAAUCUAGUUUUGAUAAUUCAUUCUCAGGGCCACCUACAAGAGGACGAAAUUCUUCACUAGAUGGCUCUAUCGGUCCAAGUAUAUCUUUAAAACGAGAAAGUUCAAUGGAUUCAAUGUCCGUCCGUCAGAUAAUGUGCCGACCUUUAUCACGUGAGGAAAGUGUCUUAUCAGGCAGUAGUGACCAAUCAGGUGUGAAAGGUGCCACAAGUAGUGCAGAUUCUGUCUUCAGCGCCAACUCUGACACAACAGGUCAAAGUUCAACUCUGAUAGAGCCCACUGGGAUAGAUGAUGUCAAACACAGAGGAAGUCUGAUAUAUUAUGGGAUGGAUGAACAGAAAAUGGAUGAUGAUGUUAAAGAGUUUGCUAGUAAUUUGGAGAAUUCCACAGAGGCAAAUCUAGUAUUGAAGAUGGCAGAGAUUCAACAGCAGAUCAAAGUGGAGUACAAAAUGAAAAAGAAGACAGAAAAAUUCUUUGCCAAACUUUCUGAAACAGGGAAGGCAGGAAAAGGUGCUGAUUCUAAAGCGAUGGUUUCUAAGGUAUCAAAGCAAAUUCAGGAAAUGAAUGAGAAACUGAAAUAUUUAUAUGCAGCUAAACGUCAUAUACAGAUGCUCCAAGCUGAACACUGGGGGCUUGAACUAGAUCUCCUCUACUCUCUUGCCAAAGGGGCCUCACAGAAACAACCAUUGAAUUUGGCAUCAUGUGCUGAUCAUGAACUUCUACAAUAUCAAACUGUCAACAGGAAACAAGUCCUCUAUGCUGGAAAACCCACAGGACUAAUGGCUUAUUUGUUUGGCAGGAAUGCGCUUGCUGAAGGUUACAUUCAUCAAUUCUUCUACUGCUACCGUUACUUCGCCACACCACAACAAUUGUUCAACUUCAUCAGAGCUAGGAUUGUUGCUUCAGGAUGCAUAAAUGCCAACGUAAUAGAGGAACAAAACCGCCAAAAGAUUCUGCACAGAGCCAGGGACAUCUUGCAGGCCUGGAUUGAAGGCUACUACAACCUAGAUUUUAGGCACAAUCCUGACCUUGUGAGCCAACUUUCUGAUCUAGUCAACAACAAGACACAAAUUGGAGAUGGGGAACACUCAAAAGAUCUCACUUCCCUGUUGGAAUAUUGUAAAAAUGGCGGUCAUUUAACUAUAUCAGCAGCAGAGACAUCUGGUGGUGAAAAUGGUGAAACAGAAAAUUUUCUUGAGGCAGAAGCUCCCAGAAAGUGGGAGACCUUCAAAGCAGCGUUACAUCUAUCAACUAAACCAACCAAGCUAUCUGGAAAUAAAGACCCUAAAGCCAAAUUGGGGAUGGUGGCAUGUCUAGAGCGAAAGAAGAAAGAGACUGGAGGUGAUGUUUACUUCCCAAAUGUGUCAAGAAAGACCGAUGCCUUUACUCUUGGUGACUUCACUCCUAAUACCCUAGCUGUACAGAUAACAUUGAUGGAACAGGAAUUAUUUCAACUAUCUCAUCCUGUUCACUACCUUGAUUCUAGAGCUCAAGGCAUUGGUACAAUCAAUGAAUCAUUGAAUAAAUCUGCCAUUUCCCACAGAGCAAGUGUCGCAUGGGAUGAGGCUAGGGAUGACAGUCUUUUUAUAGAUGGUGUUAAAGUGGACAGUGUAAUCCAGCGGCUCAUUGAGCACUCACAGAAUGUCACACAUUGGGUUGCAGCCGAGAUUGUAUCUUGUAGUUCAUCUAAGACUCAGCUUGCAGUGCUGUCCAAGUUUAUCUACGCAGCUAAAAUAUGUUAUGAUAUUCGCAACUUUGGAACAACCAUUGCCAUAUUGGAUGGACUAGAGACUUGUGUUGUUCGACAACUUCCUGUAUGGCGUAAUUUGCCAACAAAGUGUGUUACAUUAAUGGAAGAGCUAACUACAACACGGGUAUUUUUGAAGAGUGACUCUAACUGCCUUAUGAAGAGUGAGGAUGUGUAUGAGGUGCCCACCAUCCCAUGUGCUUUGCUAUUCUUGCUGCAUGUACAACAACUAGAGAUAGGAGGCUUCAAACUGGCUAAUGGCCUCUGCAAGUGGCAUAAGAUCAGAUCCAUAGCCAAAGUCAUUAACCAGAUAAGAAUAUUCAAAGAGCACACCUAUACCUUUGAGUCAGACCCUGAUCUCCAAGAUUCUCUGCGACAACGAAUGCGAGAGUUCCGUGAACAUGAUCUCCAAACUCUUGCUCUGCAGCAAGAGACCAAUUAUCACAAACCUUCCACUGGGUUACUCCAAGGUGCUUUGAGGAAGGUGAAAGGGAAGUUUCAAAAGGAUUGAUAAAAUGGGGAGUACUAAAUUGGCCAUUGCAAAUAAAGUUCAAUAUUAUGAAUAUGGAUACAUUGACAUUGAUAGUCUAGAUCAAGAAGGGUAGUGUUGGAAUAUACUGAUGGAUAUGGAUAUACAAAGAUGGAUAUUAUAUUUUUAUAAAAUGGAUUAUACAUAUUAAGUUGGAUCCAAUAGAUAAAAAUACUGCUAGAAUUCUUAGUCUUUCAGUUUAAUGUUAAGAUGAUGAUUCAGCUGAUUGGAAAGUGGAAAUAGAUUGACAUACAGGCAACGAAUUGCAUUCCAUGAACUCUUACGUCCCACCAAAUGAAGUUUGAAUAGGGAUAUACAGAAUCUAUCCGUCCAUUUGUCUGUGCAUUCGUUCCUCCAUCCAUCUCCAUGUUUGCCUGUCCAGGUGAAAACUCAGAUACCAAUGGAGGGAUUUGGUUAAAAUGUAUAAACUGUUGUCUGAUAUUGAGAAGGAAUAUCCCAACAUGGAUACUCAUUUCAAAAUAGCCACCAUUU